Messenger RNA from Paramecium sonneborni, 523 nucleotides. Lineage: Eukaryota; Ciliophora; Oligohymenophorea; Peniculida; Parameciidae. The record is from the annotation of a GenBank genome assembly.
AUGAAUCAUAACAAUGACUAAGCUCUCAUUUAACUUAGCUAAUUUAAAAAUAAAUAAUAAUUACUUUAAAUUGAUAGAAUAAUACUAAAAGACUGUUUCAAAGGAUGGGAACACUUCAUAUUGCUUAAAGAUUUCUUACAGAAUGAAAAAAAUCAAAAUUUACAUUUCACAUUAAAAGCAUAUCUACAAAAUAAAUUUAAUAUAAGCUGUUUUGGACAUUAAUAAAAUGAAUAUAUUAUAGCAAUUGGCAAAAUCUAAACAUUUUUGACUUAAUUAUCUCAAAUAAAUUAUUAACUUUAAUAGAAGAAAAUUAUUAGAAAUUAAGAAUAGUAGGUGAAUAUGAAAGGAAUUUUAGGGAAAACAAUACUAAGAUUAAUGAGAGGCUAUCAUAAAUCGCAUACGAUUCAUAAAUAAAUCAGAUUAUUCUCAACUUAAAGGUAUAUAUCCUAAGAUUAACUCAAGGAAAUAAAAUUAUCAGAUAUAAUAACUUAAAUAGGAUAAAAUUAUAGAAUUCAAUCGCUGA